CUUUCAUCUGAUGAACGUAUCAAACAAAAAACAUCCUCUCCAUUAACGAUUCUCCAUCAGAACUCCUCUCCGUCAAAACUCCUCAUUUCAUCUUCUCUGUAUAUUGUUGUUUGGUCUUUUUCAACUGAAUUUUCAAAAUAUUAGUGUAGUUAAUUUCUAGGGUUGAAGCUGCUAAAUGGUUAGAAGAAGUGGUUGUUUGAGAAAUCUAAGAAGACAUAUUUGAGACAUCAUUAGCUGAAGAAAUUAGACUUGAGUAAUCAUGAAUCAAGAUGGGAGUUUAAGAAAAAGCAAGAGAGUUAAGAACUCAAACUUCAUUCCACCUGGAUCAGUUUCAUCUUUGCUAAGCCAAAGAGUUUUGAAUCACAAGCACAAGCAAAACUCAAAAUACAUUCCAGAACCUUAUGUUAAUAAGUCAAAUGAUAAGCAUUACAAGCACAAGCAGAACUCAAACUACAUUCCAGCUGGAUCUGAAGUGGAACAAGUGCAGCAAGUGUGUCCCGAUUCUACUUGUCUUGCAGCACAAACAGUACAUGAGCAAGUCUUGUUGGAUUCCACCACUCCUGAAUCACGAGAAGCACAAGAACAAGUGCAACAAACCUUACAACUUUCCAGCAUUCCUGCAUUACAAGCAGUUAAUGAACAAAUCCAACAAGAUCCACAUGAUUCUACUAAUCUUGAAGCAAAUGACCAAUCUGGCGAAGGAGGCAAGAUUUUACAGAUUUAAACUACAUGCACUUGAAAUUAGAAUUAGUCUUUAGCUUAUAAAAUCUGAUAGUUGUAUUGUCUGGAUUUAGUUUUAGAAUUAAUUUUUAUCUUACUAAAAAUAGUUCAUAAGCAAGCAGGCUCAUGUUCUAAAAUUACUAAAUUUGAAAUAGGUCCGGACCAAUUGUCUGCAUAACUAUAAACUGUUUGGUUCAUAUUAUUACAGGCCCUUCCACUCAAAAAAGAAAAAGAGGUGGAACACAAAUGCAAAGUGUACAUGGACGGAGUGAGCGCAAACUGAUCGUGCUAAACGAGUUGCACCAACCCAUUGGUCCUACUGAAGCAAUUGUGAAAGAGUUGGGUAGCUUCCUCGGCACAUUGGCAAGGAAUGGGACCUUCUGUCCUCUGAAUGUGUUUAAAUGGAAGAAAUUGAAGACACAUGAUGAUAUGUGGAACUAUACCAUGCUUUGAAUUUCUCAAUGUUCCAAUUUUUACUUGAAAAUAUUUCAGAUAUUUUGCACUAACCCAAUUGCACCAAAUUGUAGGAGAAAUAUGACAUUCCUAAAGUUGCGAAAUAAUGGGCUUUGCGAACAAUUCAACUUGCUUGGAGAAAGUAUAAGAAUGGGUUGAAGAAGAAACGCUACUAUCGCUAUGCCAAUGACGAAAUUCGAAUGGCAAAAAGGCCUAAAGAAGUUUCAGAAUCUCAAUUUAAGGCUCUCCUCGAAUAUUGGAACUCCGAUGCGGCUCAAGACAUGUCCAGAAAAAAUACAGAGAAUCGAAAAAAGUUGAGGUAUCCACACACUGUUGGCAAAACAAGUUUUGCUAUAAUCCGCGAGAAAAAAAAGAAGGAAAAUCCUGAAGCUUUGUCUAGUAAGGAGUUUUUUGUGGCUACUAGAAGAAGGAAACCAGGCCGAGUAUACAAGGACUCAUAUGAAGAUACGGCUAGCAAAAUAGUUGAAAUGGAGAGAAUAGAAACUCAAGAAAGUGAAGAUGGCAGUCAAUCAGUUGACACAUAUGUAUCAGUAAUGGGACCUGAUCAUCCAGGUCGAGUAAGAUUGUAUGGACGUGGGGUUACCAAGACUCUCUUGAAACAGAAAGCGGCGGAUACUGGACUCUCUUCAAAUGUUACUGAUGAAAUGGAGAAAAAAAUGGAGGAGAUAGAAGAGAGGAUGCAACAAAGAAUGCAGGAAAAAUUCAACACGCAAAAGGAUACCAUGGAACAAGAUAUUACAAUGAAAGUCAUUGCAAAAAUUCAGCAGCUAAAUCCAGAAUUCCGACUUGAUCCUAAUAUGUUAAGGUUCAGUGUUCGCUCACCCGGAGAAGCUUCCUCUACACCUGGUAACAAUCAAGGUGUCGAAAAUGAAGAAAGGGAAGGAGACAAUGAACACGUUGAUCUUACUUGAGAAGAUCUUUUAUGAAGCUUGUACAUGUUCUAAGAAUCUUUUUGCUAUCGAACAUGUUGAAACUUAUCCUAAAUCUUGAAAUGUAAAACUUAACUAUGCAUUUUGGGUUGAACAUUUUGCUUUUACGGGUAUGUUGGAUUAGGAAUGUUGGAUAUAUAUUUUGGACUAUGAAUUAAUGUUGGACAUUUUGGAUUAUGAUGAAUGUUGGAUAUUUUGGAUUAUGAAAAAUUGUGCUUUCUGAUUUA
Lycium barbarum (goji berry) is the source of this 2350-nucleotide messenger RNA. RefSeq lists its product as uncharacterized. Lineage: Eukaryota; Viridiplantae; Streptophyta; Magnoliopsida; Solanales; Solanaceae. The record is from RefSeq and is a predicted model, not a curated record. Bases 1374 to 2105 code for a protein of 243 amino acids. The transcript has 6 exons.